Dichomitus squalens LYAD-421 SS1 is the source of this 1937-nucleotide messenger RNA. RefSeq lists its product as uncharacterized. The record is from RefSeq and is a predicted model, not a curated record. Gene Ontology annotation, biological process: endoplasmic reticulum unfolded protein response. Lineage: Eukaryota; Fungi; Basidiomycota; Agaricomycetes; Polyporales; Polyporaceae. Gene Ontology annotation, molecular function: protein binding. The transcript is spliced from 3 exons. The coding region runs from base 90 to 1775 and encodes 561 amino acids.
UAUCCCCACCGCACUCUCGGCACCUCUUCUCUUCAGCUCACUCACACUGCGCUCGGCAAGCUUCAUUGCUUUGUCUCUCCUCUGGCUUUAUGUCUGCUUCCACACUCCGAGUCGAGCUCCCGGCGUAUUCCCAUUCGUUUCAAGUACAGGUUACUCCCUCGGCGACCGUCCGUGAUGUCAAGCACGAGAUAGCCAAGGUCUGCCCUGGUUCACCCAGUCCCGAGGGCCAGCGGCUCGUCUGGAGAGGCCGCUUUCUGAGCGACGAGGAAAAGGUCGAGGACGUCUGGAAGUCUCCGGAGGACUCUAGGGUCGUUCAUCUGGCCGUCCACCCAUCAGCCUGGUCCUCAGCCCCGCCGCCUCUUCCUUCCGCUGCUGCAGCACCCAGCUCUACACACGCCGCUUCCUUUACUAACACUCCAAGAUCUCGAACCUCUGCUGGACAGCCUACCCCGACGCCUGCAUCCUGGCAGGCACCCUUAUCUCAGCCUUAUCCUUUCUUUCAUCUCCCCUCAUCGUUCUCGCCUGUCGCCUACAUCCAGCACCUGCAUAACACCGCCUUAGGUGUCCUAUCUGCUGGUGGCAUCACGCUUCCUGCACCCCCUGCAAUCAAUGAUAUCGAGACAUGGCGCAUAGCAGCGAGGGAUCUGUAUCAUGCUCAAGGUUGGACGUGGCCCGACGUCUUCGAACAGCCCUUCCCUUCUGGUAACUCACAAGGAGGCGCUGUAUACGAAGCGGUCACGUUGGAGGGUCUCCCGUACUUGCGGCUCACGGAUCCGAACGCAACGCCUACUCCCGCCCAACUCCACGCCCUCCGUGUCCUCUCGCAUACAUUCUCUAUCCUCUCCAUGGCAAAUGACCCCAUGCUCUACGUCCCGGCGUCGGCGCAUUACCCUUCACCGUACGCCACGGCGACAAACGUGAACCAGCACUUGCACCACUUAGGCUUCCCGCAGCUGCGCCUCGCCCAUGCUCAGGGCGCGAACCCGAAUCCUCACGACGCCAACAAUCCUCUUGCCGCACCAGGCGCUCCCGGCGCAGAGAUCCGUGCGAUCCCUGUCAGGGCACUGGUUAUCCCGCUAGUGAUGCUGGCGUUCCGCACCCUUCUGUUGCUGUACUUCUUCUCGCCGUCGAAGCGUCCUCUGUUCGGCGUGCUCUUGAGCGUCUGGAUCCUGUAUGAGGCGUGGAACGCGAUGCGCCUUGUCCUCAACGAUGGAAAUGAUCGUGCGGGUCGGGGUGCAGCCAACCCCGGGGCGGCAGGUGCAGGCCAACCUGCAGCCCCGGCGGGAGGUGCGGUCCCUAACGGAGAUGCACCGGCGAACAACGCGGCAGGAACCAGAUCGACUUCUGGCGCAAUCCUCGACUGGCUGUCGACGCUCAACCUCGCCACGGAGGACGCGAUCCUCGAUGCAGACGCCCCCGUCCCUGAGCCUGGGCCGGUGCAGAAGGCGAAGAUGUUCUUCGCGCUGUUCUUCGUGACCCUCUGGCCGUCUGCCUGGGACCGUAGGCGGAACGCCCUCCGUCGGAGGGAAGGGCGCAUCCGCACUGAGGCGAACGCGCGCGAGGCAGCCAUUCACGAGAGUGAACCAGCUGUGAACACGAGCGCGGGUGGCCAAGAUGGGGAGCAACAGCAGCAGCAACAGGAGCAACAGAGGAGAGAGGAGGAGGUGAGGGCACGUCAGAGGGAGCGGCUGGUCGCGCGACAUGAGAGGAAGCCGGCGUGGUUGAAGGAGUACGUCCAGCGGGUGCAGUACACGGAGUGGGUCGACGACGCGUAGAGCGGUGUUGGCUUCAUGGUAAGUCAGUGAGGAUGGGCCGAGUGGUGGGACGCUGAUCGUGGUCUAGGUGUAGGAUAUAUAUUGAUCGCCGUGUUGGAUUGUAUAUUGUGGAUGUACUGAGCUGGAAGGUUAUGGACAAAUGCUACUAAUCCGCGAUGAGAG